Molecule: messenger RNA, 1515 nt
Organism: Ustilaginoidea virens
Lineage: Eukaryota; Fungi; Ascomycota; Sordariomycetes; Hypocreales; Clavicipitaceae
Exons: 3
Coding region: 1-1515 (504 amino acids)
Biological process (GO): fungal-type cell wall biogenesis; carbohydrate catabolic process
Molecular function (GO): mannan endo-1,6-alpha-mannosidase activity
Source: RefSeq, a predicted model, not a curated record
AUGAAGCUGGCAACGACUCUCGCGAGCGCACAAGCCGCCGCGGCCGCAAGUCUCAGCGGCAUCGUGGCGCCAAAGGACUUGGAUGUCACCAGCCAAAUCUCCAUUCGCAACGUAGCUGCAACCGUUGCGUUCGAAGCGAUGAGCAGCUACUCAGGUAACAAGACCGAUCCCAAGUCCAGGGAAUUCGGCAACGUCAGCAAGCCGUACUAUUGGUGGGUAGCCGGUGCUCUCUGGGGCGCCCUGCUCGACUACUACCACUACACCUCCGACCCCAGCUACAACAACGUGGUGCUUCAGGCCCUGCUGGCCCCGACCAACCUCGGCGCCGGCAAGGACUACAUGCCCGCCGAGCACGCCGACGAGGAGGGCAACGAUGACCUGCACUUCUGGGGCGCCGCCGUGCUCUCGGCCGCCGAGCGCAACUUCCCCCAGCCCAACCCCAGCCUCCCGUCCUGGCUCGACAUCUCGGCCAACGUCUUCGACCAGCUCGCCGGCCGCUGGGACACCCAGUUCUGCGGCGGCGGCCUCUUCUGGCAGAUCCUGCCCAGCAACCCCAACGGCAUGAAGUACAAGAACUCGGUCAGCAACGGCGGCUUCUUCCAGCUCGCCGCCCGCAUGGCCCGCGCCACCGGCAACUCCACCUACCUGCAGUGGGCCGACAAGGUCUGGGACUGGAGCGCCGACGUCGGCUUCAUCGACAACGCCACCUACCGCAUCUACGACGGCGCCGGCAUCGACUCGCAGUGCCGGACGGUCAACCGCAAGUCCUUCUCCUACACCACCGGCAUCUACCUCUACGGCGCCGCCAUCAUGGCCGACCACACCGGCGACGACAAGUGGGUCCGCCGCACCCAGCGCCUCCUCGACGAGGCCGCCGCCUACUUCUUCACCGGCAGCGACAACACCACCAUGUGGGAGCCCGCGUGCGAGGCCAGCGACUCGUGCAACUACGACAUGAUCACCUUCAAGGGCUACCUGGCCCGCUACAUGUGGCAGAGCGCCCGGAUCAUGCCCUCCAUCAAGGACAAGGUCCGGAGCCUGCUGGUGCCCACGUCCCGCGCCGCCGCCGCCACCUGCACCGGCGGCGCCAGCGGCCACCAAUGCGGCAUGAAGUGGUACGUUGGCGGCUUCGACGGCGUCGCCACCCUGGGCGGCCAGAUGUGCGCGCUCGAGACCAUCCAGGGCCUCCUGAGCGGGGACGCCCCCGCGCCCCUCGCGGCCAAGGACAUUACAUGGAACAGGAAUGCCACCUUUCAACCCAUCGACACCUACGCCAACCUCGACACGGCAGCCGCCGCUUCGGCCUCGCAAUCCUCUGCCCAGUCGUCUACGCAAUCGCAAUCCUCUACCCAAUCGCCCACCCAAUCGCCCACGGAGGCGCCGAAGCCGGUGCCUACUUCCAGCCAGCCAAAGAAGAAUGGCGCCGCAAAGGCUUCCUUCACGGGCCUGGCCGGAGGCGCGUGGCCACUGCUAAUCGGGGCAACCUUGGCUGCGGCCCUCCUGGGCUGGGCCUAG